GAUGAAAUAAAUCUUGGCCCGUUCAGAGGGAAUCACAACACUUGACUCAUCUGUGUGUUGCUGCUCUUCUCUGCUACACUGAUCGACUGACUGACUCAGAGAAAGAGGAGCUUCACAAACAGCAGAGAGUUGAAAUUAAAGGAUCCUAUUCCAGCUGACUUGGAUUGAAGACAUGACCAAAGAGACUGAGACUCUGGGACUGGUCUUUCAAAGUGAGAACUUCAACUAUAACCGUAACAAUAACUACGUCAUGGACUCCUGGCCUUACCUGGAGAGCCCUGUCCCCGAGCAGAACCACUCCAAAAACAGACUCCACCCAGGAGACGACCUGGCAGCUUUAACCAUGCUUUAUGAACAGUGCAAGAGCCAGAAAGAGCAGAAAAUUCCCUGCAACCGCACUGGCAACAUCUGCAAAAUUGAGAGGACUCCAACCAACACCAAUGAGCUUGUUUCGUUGGAAGCGUCCGCCAACGUCAUGAAGAUCCUUCCUGAUAGUGUUUCCUUAAGCCACCCCCAAUGUGAUGUCUUGGGAUCCAAGCAGAUUGCCUCCAUGCCCAUUUCUGUUGCCACCCCCUCAGACACAUAUGCCACGCUGACCAGCGUUGUGGCGGACACUUACGACAAGCAGGAACUCAAUAUCAUCUUUGAUUCCCUGCUGCAGAAGUGGCCAGAGACUGGCGCUUUCACCGACCAAAACCCUGGGACUCCUUCCUACACUGAUCCCUUCCCUGAAAACCGGUCCAGCCCGGUCUAUUCGGGCUCGUACACCGGCUCCCCAAUAGAGACAUUCAGGAGUGAGUUUCAGUUUUCCCUUGGAGCUCCUCUGGCUUCUUCUUACAAGUCCAGUGAGCUGCCCAUGGUCUACCUGAACAAGGGCCAGUUUUACCCCAUCACUCUCCAGGGAGUGGACAGCAGUGCUUGCCUCACUGCCACAAAAGUCAAGACAGUUGUGAUGGCUGUGUUUGAGAAUGACAAGAGCCCAGAAAUGCAGCUCCGCUUUUGGAAUCACUGGCACGCACGUCAGCCAACCGCCAAGCAGAGGGUCAUUGACAUUGCGGACUACAAAGAAGUGUUCAGCGGCGUUAGCAACAUAGAAGAGGUGGCCUUCAAUGCUCUCUCGUUUGUUUGGAACCCCAAUGAAGAGGCGAAGGUGUACAUUGGCAUCAACUCCCUGAGCACAGACUUCUCCGCUCAGAAGGGAGUGAAAGGCCUGCCUCUCAACCUCCAGAUUGACACUUACGACUUCAGCUCAGGAACCAACCAGCUCCUUCACAGAGCUGCUUGCCAGGUCAAGAUUUUCUGCGAUAAGGGUGCAGAGAGGAAGAUGCGUGAUGAAGAGAGGAAGAAAAGCAAAAGGAGGGAAAAGACCAAUGCUAACACCCACAAGUCUUUAGUGAGCAGCUCAAUGGGCAGUGAAUGUACCUUCUUCCAAACCCUGGAUGACCACAUCACCCAGCCAGUUCUCUUCAUUCCAGAAACACACCUCUCAAGCUUACAGCGCAUGGCCACUCCCAUGGAUGAGAUCGAAAGGAAUUCUAGGAAGAGACUGUAUCCAGAGAGAGACCAGGUUAGCUCUCCAACCAACAAAAAAGCCAACAGAGCAGACCCACAAAAAGUUCUGCUGUACGUGAGGACAUGCGCCGAAGAGGUGUUUGAUGCGCUCAUGCUCAACACGCCAACACUGUCAGGCCUACGGGAAGCUGUGUCAGGAAAGUAUGGUAUUCAAAAAGACACCAUUGGAAAAAUCUACAAAAAAUGCAAGAGAGGGAUCUUCGUCAACAUGGACGACAACAUCAUCGAACACUACACCAACCAGUCGGCCUUCCUCAUUGAGAUGUCCGAGGUCGUCGGCGGUCAGUUCCAGGUCACCCUCAUUGAAGUAUGAAAGCCAGCGUCCAGUCAGCCUGCUCCACUGAAGGAUGUAACAUGUUACAGCUGCCGGUUGAAACCAUCUCUAAUAGCACUGCUCAGUCAAAGACUAUGUAAGCUGCGGACUGCCAAAACCAAGAAGAGAACUGGGCUGAAGAGACCUCAAGUUUUUUUUUCCAAUUUCAGAUGAAAAUGAAACACAGAGAAAAUUCUGUGUUGUAAAUACCACUCGCCCCAUGAUUUUGUUAUUUGAAUUUAAUAUUGUAACGUAAGAGCAAUUAUGAUGAACAUCCUGUACAUAUAUAGUGUAAAUAUAUUUUAAUACAACAGUGUUUUAUAAACUAGCCAUGUGCAUUUUGCAAUCCAUUUUCCACAAAUUGCUAUGUAUUUCAAUGCGUUUUUUGGAAUGCUGUACAAAAUUUGUGUACAGUGUAUUUUCAGCAUUUUCAGAGGUUGCUAUUCUUGCUGCUUUUAAUGAAUCCAUCAUUCCUUCUACAAAAGCGAAUGGUGUGUUCCUUUCACCCACAACUAUUGAUGUUUUAUACCAUAAGUAUCUUCCUUAGGUUCCUGUUACUUUCACGAGUAAAAUGGCCAGAUGCUGGGUUUAAUUCAGAACCUAAAGUCAGACAUUUCCACCCAUAAAACCACACAAUAGUUUGUAUUGGUCAUUUUUUAGUCCGAAGUUCUGGACAUUUCCUGCCCCCC
Etheostoma spectabile (orangethroat darter) is the source of this 2574-nucleotide messenger RNA. RefSeq names its product grainyhead-like transcription factor 3 (gene grhl3). Gene Ontology annotation, cellular component: nucleus. Gene Ontology annotation, molecular function: DNA-binding transcription activator activity, RNA polymerase II-specific; RNA polymerase II cis-regulatory region sequence-specific DNA binding. NCBI's taxonomy places the organism in Eukaryota, Metazoa, Chordata, Actinopteri, Perciformes, Percidae. Bases 173 to 1885 code for a protein of 570 amino acids. The transcript has 15 exons. Gene Ontology annotation, biological process: regulation of transcription by RNA polymerase II. The record is from RefSeq and is a predicted model, not a curated record.